CAAUUCGGAGGAGCGACCGUAAACAGAAGAAAGCGGAAACAAAAGAGGUUUUAUAAAAACACAAACACUUCCCGGCUGUCGAAGUACUCAGGGAAUAAACUACAGCCAUUGACUUCGCCAGCAAUAAGGCUGAAAUUGAAAAUAAAGAGUCGACGUGAGUUGAGGAGCGAAGUGCAUCAGUCAACAUGGCACUAAAAAGAAUACAGAAGGAGCUGCAGGACCUGCAGAGAGACCCUCCAGCACAGUGCUCUGCUGGACCAGUGGGUGAUGACUUGUUUCAUUGGCAGGCGACCAUAAUGGGUCCGGGUGACAGUCCUUACCAAGGGGGAGUGUUCUUUCUCACAAUCCACUUCCCCACCGACUACCCCUUCAAGCCACCAAAGGUAAGAGCUGAGCUGUUAUACUGUGGAAUGUCAUCACGGUCUUCAGUAAACAAGGCAUUUUUGUCUAAUAUUUCAAAUGUGUGUGUGUUUAUUCUACAGGUAGCAUUUACAACAAAGAUUUAUCACCCAAAUAUAAACAGCAAUGGGAGUAUCUGUUUGGACAUUCUACGGUCACAGUGGUCUCCUGCACUAACAGUGUCUAAAGUUUUAUUGUCCAUAUGUUCAUUGCUUUGUGAUCCAAACCCAGACGACCCCUUAGUUCCAGACAUAGCACACAUCUACAAGAAUGACAAAGACAAAUACAACAAACUAGCAAAAGAAUGGACCCAAAAGUAUGCCAUGUAAAGAAAAAAAAAAUAUCAAAGAAAAAAAAAUAUGCUGAGAAUUUUUCUUUCCUUCCUUUUUUAAAGUCACAACACACUGUAAAUGAUAGUAUGGAAUAAUUAAGUACUCAUAGAUAACAUCCAUCAAACUGUACUGUCAUCAACAUUAUUAUUAAUCUGAGACCAUGACAUAUUCAUUAUUUGUUUUUGAAAGGGAGCAAAGGUUUUACUUUGAGCAGAUGAAAAAGGUUGCCUGUGCUCUUUUAAGGGACACCUUGACAUUUUAGUUUUGCAUGUUGUUUUUAUGUCAAGGAGAUGUUAUUUAUGAAACCCAGGUUCAUUACAAACUGAUUCAAGCAAAUGGACAACAAAUCCACCAUAUAACCAAUCAGCAACAAGCCUUUUUUUUUUCAGAGGAGCUGAGUAAUAGUUCAGUAGCAAAGUAUACUUGUCGGACAAGCUGCUCCAUAACUGGAAAAAUCCCAGGUUCAGUCCCUGCUGCGUCAUCAUCAACAGCCAGCAAUAAAAACACGCUGAACCUCAGAAACGUUCCCCCACUCUGACACAUGUCUGUAAAACAAAAGAAUAAUGACAUAAUUAUAUACUUUUUUAACAUCACAACUCCAGCUCAUGUUCAUGUUCUGGAUGAUGGAGGGUUUUGUUCUUUUGCAUCUUGUAGCAGACAAAGUUGAAUGAAACAAUAUACUGGUGCAGUUGCCCUGAAAAUGGGAGCAAUUACAAAUCAAGUCAUGUAUUACUGUGUUCUUCAUCUCUUAAGGUUUAUUAUUAUUAUUAUUAUUAUUAUUAUUAUUAUUAUUAUUAUUAUUAUUAUUGUAUAGUAUUAAAAAUCUCUGGAACUAUAUUAUUGUUUUAUUCUGUUUCAUUUACAUUUGAGUCAUCACCAUGUAAAUCUGCCAUUAAAAACGAUGUAGUCUUCUCCCCUGAGAAUAGCUGUAAUGUUGGCUUUUCGGUUGAUUUACACAGGCACAAAGAUUCGAUUUUUAAUCCAGUCAAACUUGCAUCUAAGGGUUAAAUAUGUUCUCCUGUUUGACCUCUAGUCUGUGUGUAUAUCUAUCUAUGCUACAGAAAGGGUUAAAAUUCCACUUCCUGUUCCUGUGUAAACAGUCUCUCACUUGUGUCUUUGAAGCCUGUGUGGCACCUUUUGUACUGAAUUAAAGAAUGGUACGCUUUUUAUCAUGA
Messenger RNA from Thunnus maccoyii (southern bluefin tuna), 1906 nucleotides. RefSeq names its product ubiquitin-conjugating enzyme E2D 1b (gene ube2d1b). Gene Ontology annotation, molecular function: ubiquitin conjugating enzyme activity. The coding region runs from base 186 to 728 and encodes 180 amino acids. Gene Ontology annotation, cellular component: nucleus. The record is from RefSeq and is a predicted model, not a curated record. Gene Ontology annotation, biological process: ubiquitin-dependent protein catabolic process; protein polyubiquitination. The transcript is spliced from 6 exons. Lineage: Eukaryota; Metazoa; Chordata; Actinopteri; Scombriformes; Scombridae.